Molecule: messenger RNA, 1503 nt
Organism: Alternaria viburni
Lineage: Eukaryota; Fungi; Ascomycota; Dothideomycetes; Pleosporales; Pleosporaceae
Exons: 4
Coding region: 1-1503 (500 amino acids)
Source: RefSeq, a predicted model, not a curated record
AUGACAAACUCAUCCCCUCAGCCUACAGCAGCUUCGCCUGAUCCGCAUAAGCCUCAACAAGUGCUGGAGGAUUUCACAGAAGUCCCGACUCGAGGUUCCCAGCAGGUCCCCGUUCUGACACCAGCACUGCGAUCUUCAGAUCCCUACGCUCUACAAUGGUUGCCCUCUCGUCCGCCAACUCCACCACAACCGACAUCAGCACCUGUGCAAGGACUGCAUUGUCCCCAGCCAGUCCCGUUUCAGCAACUUACCCUGGAUGGUCUGAAUAACGAUGUUCUUGCCAUCGUUAUAGACUACAUCCACGAGGAAUCCACAAUGCAGGUCUGCCACUGGAACUGGAAUAUCGGGCGCAAGGAACCGAAGACGGGCUUUGGCUUUCGUGCUAAAGGCACUUCACUUUUCUGCCUGUCACUAGUGAGCAAGAGAAUGCGAGCAAUCUCUAUUCCCAAGCUUUUCGCGCAUGUUUUCCGUUGCGCCUCUUCCAUGGGCGCCCUCAAUCGACGCUUGAGAGAUUUGGAAGGCAAUCCGCUUAUUCCAUCCCUUCCUGAGGUUCUACCAGCCAUCAAGACUCGACUUGCCAAGGCUCUUCCGAAGAUGGUGUCUCUCGUUGAGCUGUCCAUUACACAUCGUAAGGACGUCGAUAUAUCCGGCCUACGAGCGACCUUCCAGCGCCAUGAAGUUACUCUUCCCACGGUCCUACGUCUACGCAUUCUGUCACAUGGCGACUGGUCAUUCCUGGUGGAGGCCUGUCCUAACACCGAAACACUGGCUCUUGAGUACAACCUUGGUCACGAUGAUCUGAUGGAGACAGUAGCAACUCUCAAGAGAUUGAAACUUGUCGAAAUUUGCUGUGACGCGUGGCAACUGGAAGACAUACAACGCUUGCACCAGUAUUUACCAGAUCUCCAGAGCUUGGUCUUGAGAGGCGCAAUCGGCCAUGAACAGAUCAGUAGUUUCGCAACCGCUUUCGGCUUGUUUCAGAGGCUCACCGAUCUCUCCAUUACUGCCAGGCAAGAGAUCACCGAUGAAGAUGAGGAAGAGCAGUUCUCCGAUGACGAUUCAGGAGAUGGCAGCGCCGUUGGGGAUAUGUAUUGGGAACAUGAGCUCGACGAAGAGCAAAGUUUCGUAGCUAGGAGUUUCUUCGAACACUGCCAUGUACUCGAAACGCUGUCCCUGGUGCGCGUUGGCGAGACCACGCCGUGGUACCCCGUACGUGGAAACGAUGGAGCUCUCGAGUCGGUUUACUCUCCACAAAUGGACCGCCGGGCGUGGAAUGAUACCUACAUGCUGGAAAGACAGGAGCACGAUGACGAGGGCUUCCCUAGGCUCUUCACCUUUCGCCGACAAACCGAGUACGACGAAAGCUGGGAUAAUCCUAGUUAUGGGGAUCAGAGUCGUGAGGCCACGGAGCACAGGCUUAAGGAGCGAGACAGGUACUAUGCUAUCAAGCAGGAGGCUCUCGGGCUGGGCCUGUGGGAAGGAGGCUCUAGAUGGCAUGGAUAA